AUGCAGGGGUCUUCGAGCGCAGUAGCGCAACCAGAGGCCAUACUAGAGUGGCUGCAGAAGGAGAUGGGGUAUAGGCCAUUAGGACCGUACAGUGCAACCACAAGCAAAUCUCAAUUGCCUUCAAUUGAUGCGAUAAGGAAGAUUUGUCGUGGUAAUAUGAUACCCAUUUGGGGGUUUUUGAUAAAGAGAGUGAAAUCGGAGAAAACGGUGGAGAAUAUAAGGAAGAAUAUAUUGGUACAUGGUGGUGGUAGUGGUGGGGAGAGUGGUAGUUUGGUAAAUGUUGGGAAAGAUGAGGGGAGGAGUAAAGGAGGGAGGAGGAAGGAGAAGUUGGGUGGGGAGAGUGGGGGUGGCUCGAGUACUGCGGAGAGUAGAGAGGUGGCAUUGCAAGAGAGGGAAAUGACGGCGAAAGAGGUUGAGAGGCUGAGGAGUAUUGUUAGGAGGCAGAGGAAGGAUUUGAGGGCUAGAAUGAUUGAGGUUUCGAGGGAGGAGGCAGAGAGGAAGCGUAUGCUUGAUGAACGUGCUAAGAAUAGGCACAAGCAGGUCAUGCUGGAGGCUUACAACCAGCAAUGUGAUGAAGCAGCAAAAAUAUUUGCAGAGUAUCAUAAACGUCUUCAUCAAUAUGUCGAUCAAGCGAGGGAUGCUCAAAGGUCAGGCGUUGACAGUUCUCUUGAAGAAGCUAGCAGAUUCAGUGCAAACAGUGAGAAGGAAUCUGUUUAUUCAACUGUUAAGGGCACUAAAUCUGCUGAUGAUGUCAUUCUUAUUGAAACAACUCGGGAAAGAAAUAUCCGGAAGGCAUGUGAAUCUCUUGCAGUUUAUAUGGUGGAGAGAAUACGCAACUCUUUCCCAGCUUAUGAAGGAAGUGGUAUUCAUUUGAAUCCUCAAUCAGAAGCAGCCAAGUUGGGCAUUGAUUUUGAUGGGGAAAUACCUGAUGAUGUUAGAACUGUUGUUGUGAAUUGCCUGAAGAAUCCUCCUUAUUUACUUCGUGCAAUUACUGCAUACACUUUACGGCUGAAAACUUUGGUUUCUAGAGAAAUUGAAAAAAUUGAUGUUAGAGCUGAUGCAGAACUCUUAAGAUACAAAUAUGAGAACAACAGAGUAAUGGAUGUCUCUUCUACUGACACAAACUCACCCUUACACCAUCAACUCUAUGGCAAUGGGACGAUUGGAACAGACGUGCCUUAUAGAGGAUCUCAAAAUCAGCUUCUUGAAAGACAGAAAGCCCAUGUUCAGCAAUUUUUGGCCACUGAAGAUGCACUCAAUAAAGCUGCAGAGGCUAGGGACUUGUGUCAGAAUCUUUUAAAGCGAUUGCAUGGAACUGGUGAUGUGGUUUCUUCCCACUCAAAUGGUAUUGGAGGCACAGCACAGAACAUGGGCGGUCUGAGGCAGUUUGAGUUGGAGGUUUGGGCCAAGGAGAGAGAAGCUGCUGGACUGAGGGCAAGCUUGAAUACAUUGAUAUCUGAAAUCCAACGCUUAAAUAAAUUGUGUGCAGAGAGGAAAGAGGCUGAAGAUUCUUUGAGAAAGAAGUGGAAGAAGAUUGAAGAGUUUGAUGCACGCAGAUCGGAACUUGAAACAAUAUAUAAUGCUCUGCUGAAGGUUAACAUGGAGGAUGCGGCUGCGUUCUGGAAACGGCAGCCAGCGGUUGCAAGGGAGUAUGCAUCAACUACUAUCAUUCCAGCAUGUACAAUUGUUGCAGAUAUUGCGAACAGUGCAAAGGAUCUUAUCGAUAAAGAAGUUAAUGCCUUCUCCCUAAGUCCUGAUAAUAGUCUUUACAUGCUUCCUUCAACUCCACAGGCACUGCUGGAGUCCUUGGGUUCUAAUGGUUCUACAGGACCUGAAGUUGUUGCUGCUGCAGAGAAGAAUGCUGCUUUAUUGACGGCAAGAGCUGGUGCAAGGGAUCCAUCAGCAAUUCCAUCCAUAUGCCGUGUGUCUGCUGCCCUUCAGUAUCCUGCUGGUUUGGAGGGUUCAGAUGCCGGUUUGGCAUCAGUGUUAGAGUCCCUGGAGUUCUGCUUAAAACUUCGUGGUUCCGAGGCUACUGUGUUGGAGGACUUGGCAAAGGCAAUCAAUCUGGUCUAUAUUAGGCACGAUCUUGUUGAAAGUGGUCAUGCAUUGUUGAACCAUGCAUACCAUUCUCAACAAGAAUAUGAAAGGACAACAAAUUUUUGCUUGAAUUUGGCCACUGAGCAAGAGAAAAUUGUCUCGGAGAAAUGGUUACCAGAGCUGAAGGCUGCAGUUUCGAAUGCCCAAAAGUGCAUGGAAGAUUGCAAUUACGUGAGAGGUUUGCUUGAUGAGUGGUGGGAGCAACCAGCAUCUACUGUUGUUGACUGGGUUACAGUUGAUGGACAAAAUGUUGCUGCGUGGCAUAAUCAUUUAGGAGCAUGGGAUACACUUGGCGAUGGGCAUGAAGAGAUAUUCGAGGACAACCUUCAAUUUAGUGUGCAGGAUGAGGGAGAUGGUUGGAGGGAUUUGGUAUGCAAGAUUAGGCAUCAUCAUACGUGA
Molecule: messenger RNA, 2496 nt
Organism: Dovyalis caffra
Lineage: Eukaryota; Viridiplantae; Streptophyta; Magnoliopsida; Malpighiales; Salicaceae
Source: the annotation of a GenBank genome assembly